AUGGCAUCUCCCGCGGCUACUGGAGCGAAGACGAGGGAGCUGGAACUGGAACACUCCCCCCCCGAGCCCUCCUUGGGGGGAGCCGCGGCCUGGAGACGGGGCGUACCAGAGUUGUCGUUCGUGCUUGACCUCCUGCAUGACGCCCUCCAGUCGCGGGAGGUUGUGGCCCGGGAUCCGCAGAUGAGUGAAGACCAGCAGGGGCGGGUGCGGCGUGCGGUGUCGAGUGCGCUGUGGGAUGUUCUUCAUCUGCCGCUUCAACCGGAGGACCCUUUGCUGGACGACGGGCCUGGCACUGCGGCUUUCCGCAUGGUAGCCACGGCUGCUGAGGAGUGCCCGCUUGGGAUCGUCCCGGCGCUCGCGUGUGUGCUCCGGUGGCUUGGGCGGCGGGUGAAGCGGAUCAUUCUCUCUCUCUAUCGCUCUGCCACAUUCUCUCUCUCUCUCCAACUCUCGCGCUCUGCCGCAUUCUCUCUCACGCCCUGCCUCAUUCUCUCUCACACCCUGCCGCAUUAUCUCUCUCUCGCUCUGCCGCAUUCUCUCUCUCUCGCUCUGCCGCAUUCUCUCUCUCUCGCUCUGCCGCAUUCUCGCUCGCUGCCGCACUCUCGCUCGCUGCCGCAUUCUCUCUCUCGCUCGCUGCCGCAUUCUCUCUCUUGUCCUGCUGCAUUCUCUCUCUCGCUCUGCCGCAUUCGCUCACUCUCGCUUUUCCGCCUUCUCUCUCUCUCGCUCUGCCGCAUUCUCUCCCUCUAUCGCUCUGUCACAUUCUCUCCCUCGCUCUCUCUCUCACGCCCUGCCGCAUUCUCUCUCACGCCCUGCCGCAUUCUCUCUCGCUGUCCCCCUCCCCUGCUCUUUAUCCUUCUCCGCCUCCCUUGCUCUCUCUCUCUCUGUCCCCUCCCUUGCUCUUUAUCCUUCUCCGCCUCCCUUGCUCUCUAUCUCUCUGUCCCCCUCCCUUGCUCUCUAUCCUUCUCCGCCUCCCUUGCUCUCUCUCUCUCUGUCCCCCUCCCUUGCUCUCUAUCCUUCUCCGUCUCCCUUGCUCUCUAUCUCUCUGUCCCCCUCCCUUGCUCUCUAUCCUUCUCCGCCUCCCUUGCUCUCUCUCUCUCUGUCCCCCUCCCUUGCUCUCUAUCCUUCUCCGCCUCCCUUGCUCUCUCUCUCUCUGUCCCCCUCCCUUGCUCUCUAUCCUUCUCCGCCUUCCUUGCUCUCUAUCUCUCUGUCCCCCUCCCUUGCUCUCUAUCCUUCUCCGCCUCCCUUGCUCUCUCUCUCUCUGUCCCCCUCCCUUGCUCUCUAUCCUUCUCCGCCUCCCUUGCUCUCUCUCUCUCUGACCACCCCUUAUCCUCCUUCACCCAGCAGCUUCCUCGCACCUUCCCUGAGACGCCCUCCAUUUUCCCUGUCCCCCCUGAAGCCUCCCCAACUCUGUAUUCCUCUUCCUGA
Messenger RNA from Closterium sp. Naga37s-1, 1422 nucleotides. The record is from the annotation of a GenBank genome assembly. NCBI's taxonomy places the organism in Eukaryota, Viridiplantae, Streptophyta, Zygnematophyceae, Desmidiales, Closteriaceae.